AUGAGAUUCUCUACUGUCACCGCAUGUCUGACGGCAUGCCUGGCCCCAGCAGCUGCUUUGAGCGUUCUCAAUGGCAAGGCUCCCGAUGUCACUAUCAGCGACGACCUCAAGAUUCCUGGCGACUCUCCCCUUGAACUGUGCCCUGGAGACCAUACUGCCGACCUGAUCAGGAUUGACAAGGUCGACCUUGCUCCUAACCCUCCCAAAGCCGGCCAGGAACUCUUGAUCAAGGCUAAAGGCAUAGUCAAGCAGAAGAUUGAGCAGGAUGCUUAUGUUCUUCUGACUGUCAAGUAUGGACUUAUUCGCCUCAUUAGCACCAAGGCCGAUCUGUGCGAGCAGAUUGGCAAUGUCGACCUGAAGUGUCCCGUCGAGGCUGGUGAAGUCGAGAUCACCAAGACUGUAGACCUUCCUGCUGAGAUCCCUCCGGGCAAAUAUACUGUUCUGGCCGACGUCUUCACCGCCGAUGAUGUCCAAAUUACCUGCCUCACUGCAACUGUCACUUUCUCUCGUAGCAGCAAGGGCUUUUUCGGCAGCGAUCUGUGA
Molecule: messenger RNA, 543 nt
Organism: Fusarium tjaetaba
Lineage: Eukaryota; Fungi; Ascomycota; Sordariomycetes; Hypocreales; Nectriaceae
Product: phosphatidylglycerol phosphatidylinositol transfer
Exons: 3
Coding region: 1-543 (180 amino acids)
Biological process (GO): intracellular sterol transport
Molecular function (GO): sterol binding
Source: RefSeq, a predicted model, not a curated record